AUGCCCAAUGAUUCCCCAUUGACCGGACAAGAAGGCGCCAAACUCACAUCCCAACUCAUCCGCCAGCGUAUAUACAACCCAACCCAACGUCGCUUAGACGAUUCUACAUCCGAGUCACUCGAACUACGCGGGCGGGGAGUCCUUGAAACGUCGCGCCGGGAGAGAUACGAGCUUGGUAUUAGUUCCCCCAAAGGUGCCAUUCUUCGCGACCGGGAUCCAAGCACGGGGGGGGGGCAAGUUAGAGCGUCGUACGGUUCUUGUGAAGUAGGAAUAUGCGGGUGGCAUGGUUCAGAGGCUUCCAACGCACAAGGGUGA
Molecule: messenger RNA, 315 nt
Organism: Laccaria bicolor S238N-H82
Lineage: Eukaryota; Fungi; Basidiomycota; Agaricomycetes; Agaricales; Hydnangiaceae
Exons: 1
Coding region: 1-315 (104 amino acids)
Source: RefSeq, a predicted model, not a curated record